AUGGAAUGGUAUUUCCAAAAUGGGAAUGUUGAAAAAGCUGCGUGUUUGUACAAUGAAAUGCCUCCCCGUGAUUUGUUUUUGUAUAACACUAUGAUUUCAGGGUUGAUGCAGGCACGGAAUGUUGAAGGUGCUAAAGUGAAUUUUGAAUCUAUGGAGCAUCGAGAUGUCGUGACAUGGAAUUCCAUGAUCCCAGCGGGUAAUGCCCCUAACAGGUUUUUGGAUGAAGCACUUGAGGUAUUAGCGGCUAUGCGUAUAAAAGAUGUUUCUUGGAAUCUUAUCAUUGUUGGUUUGUUGCCAUAUUGUGAUGCGACUGCAAGGAAUGCUACAAUAUUUGGACCAGGAAAAAAUGAGCAUGGUGAAGAUGCAAUAAAAUUGUUUAUUGGAAUGAAAGAGGAAGGAGCAUUAUUGGAUGAAGCUACUUUUACAAGUAUAGUUACUUCAACAUGUAAUUUAGGAGUGGGAACUUGGACUCCUGUGCUGGAAUUUUCUAAUGUUCUGAAUCGUGAUGUCAUUUCUUGGAAUUCUGUAAUAUGUGGAUUAGCCUUCCAUGGGCAUAGUAAAAGAGCUUUUGAGAAAUUAGUUGUUUGA
This is a messenger RNA of Nicotiana attenuata, 588 nucleotides long. RefSeq names its product pentatricopeptide repeat-containing protein At4g02750-like. Bases 1 to 588 code for a protein of 195 amino acids. NCBI's taxonomy places the organism in Eukaryota, Viridiplantae, Streptophyta, Magnoliopsida, Solanales, Solanaceae. The record is from RefSeq and is a predicted model, not a curated record. Gene Ontology annotation, biological process: RNA modification. The transcript is spliced from 3 exons. Gene Ontology annotation, molecular function: RNA binding; protein binding.